Molecule: messenger RNA, 501 nt
Organism: Impatiens glandulifera
Lineage: Eukaryota; Viridiplantae; Streptophyta; Magnoliopsida; Ericales; Balsaminaceae
Exons: 3
Coding region: 1-501 (166 amino acids)
Source: RefSeq, a predicted model, not a curated record
AUGGCUUCCCAUCUUAAAGGUGUGAAGAAAACAACAAUGACAGACGAGAUUCGAAGAGCAUUAUGCAAGCACAAUAAGGAUAAUCCAAGUCUCACUCAAAAGAAAUUGCAAGAAUGGGUUCAUAGUAACUAUGAUUUGCAGGUGAGUCAAGCGACAAUAUUGAGCUUGGAUGACUGCAUGGACUAUGGAUAUAACGUGAAUUUUGAGAACUCAGAUAAAGGUAGUGAAAGCACUCAAGAACUCCAGAAUUUGAUCAAAGAGUUGGGUGAUCGCAAUGCAAUGGAUGUCGAAGAUGUUCUGAUUUACCCAGAAGAAAAUGUAGUUGCACAGUUGUUGACUGAUGAAGAAAUUAUUGAAAGCGUUAUUGGAAUUAAUAAAGAUGAUAUCGAUGAAGAAGAUGAUGAAAGUUCUACCAUGGAGCCCCCUUCGCGAAAUGAAGUUAUUAAAGCGACAAUCACAUUGAACAAUUUCUUGUUGAGUUAUGAGAAAACAACACCAUGA